AGUCCCGGUCUUUGUAGUAACUGCCCUUGUGAAAGCGCGGCUUAUGGUGACAGUGUCCCGGUCGCGCUACCCCGAGGACACCCCAGCCUCUAGGAGACGGCGACGCAGCUCGUCGGGGAGCCUGCCUUCCGCGCAGACCAGACCAUCCCCGUGGGGGCAGCCGUCCCAAUCCCACUCGCACUCCCGCGGCCGCGAGGGCCUCAGGCCUCAGUGGGGUGGGUCGGGCGUCGGCGCUCCUUGUACCUUUAGCCGCUCUGGAUCUCGGGAGCGGCCCACCAGGCUCCGCAACUACGCUUUCUCGUCCUCUUCUGUCUACUAUGGCGGAUACCGCUACCAUCACCACCACUAUGCGGGCGAGAGGCAGUGGGCGGAAGACUAUGAGAAGGAGAAGGAGGAGAGCUAUCGUCAGGGGAGGCUGAAAGAGAGAGAAAGGACUGGGGAGUUGGGAGCACCUGAGGUGUGGGAGCUGGGAGCACCUGAGGUGUGGGAGCUGUCUCCAGAGUUUCCUGAGCCAGAUUCUGGUGAACACACCCCAGUUGAGGAUGAAGAGGUAAAGACUAAGAAGAACAGCAGUUCACGUUCCCGCUCCGAAGAAAAAAGGAAAAAGGCCAGUAGUUCAAAAAAUAAGAAAAGAAAGAAAAAGUCCAAAGGAAAACAGAGGAAAUAUUCUGAUAAUAGCGACAGUAAUUCAGACUAUGACACUAGCUCUGAUGAUGAUAAAAAGAGAGCAACAAAAGCCAAGAAAGAGAAGAAAAAGAAGCACAGAGCUAAAAAGCCCAAGAAAAAGACGAAGAAGACUAAAAAAGAAUCCAGUGUCAAAAGCUGUAAGGAUUCAGAAGGGGAGGUGCCAGAAGAUACCUGGAUUGAGCAGCAAAAGAUUGCAGAUAACAUGGCUCUAAUAGGUCCAGAGGCACCUAUAAUACACACCUCUCAAGAUGAGGAACCUUUGAACUACGGCCAUGCUCUGCUUCCAGGUGAAGGUGCAGCUAUGGCUGAGUAUGUAAAAGCUGGAAAGCGUAUCCCACGAAGAGGUGAAAUUGGGCUGAGAAGUGAAGAGAUUGCUUCUUUUGAAUGCUUAGGUUAUGUUAUGAGUGGUAGCAGGCAUUGCAGAAUGGAGGCUGUGCGACUGCGUAAAGAGAACCAGAUCUAUAGUGCUGAUGAGAAGAGAGCCCUUGCAUCCUUUAACCAAGAAGAAAGACGGAAGAGAGAUAAGAUUCUAGCUAGUUUCAGAGAGAUGGUGUACCGAAAGACAAAAAGGAAAGAUGACAAAUAACUUUUGUUCUAUAGCUGGACUUUUAAGAAUUUUAUCUGACCAAAAUUAAAAGGCUUUAUGAUGCUGCUGUACCUACUAUAAGUUCCUCAAGAAAAAAACUGCUUUUUGAGAUCUCUUUAGCAAUUUAUUUUUUGUUAUUUUUAAUUCUAAAAGUAAAAUGUGCACGUUUUUAAAAAUAUUCAAACACUACAGGAGGAAAGUCAGUAAAAUCACAGGCUCCGGAUGCGCAGGCUCUGCGGCCAUGGCUCACGGGCCCAGCCGCUCCGCGGCAUGUGGGAUCGUUGCGGACCGGGGCACGAACCCGUGUCUUCUGCAUCGGCAGGCGGACUCGCAACCACUGCGCCACCACGGAAACCCAGGAAAAGCUUUUAAAUGCUAAAAUUACCACCAAAUGGAAGAAAUUAACUACUUGAUGAUCAUGAGCCCCCAGACCUACAGGCUCCUAAGAACUGAUAAUGUUAACCGCCCUGUUACCGCAACACCAACCAAUCAGAGAAGUGUGCAGGAGCUUGACCACCGUCACCUGGCUUUUAAAAAAAUGCUUUGCUGAAAACCUUUGGGGAGUUGGGGGUGUUUUGAGCACGGACCACGCGUUCUCCUUGCUUGGUCCUGCAGUAAACCUUUCUCUGUUCCAGACUCCGACGUUUUGGUUGGUUUGGCCUCACUGUUCGUCCAGCUCACGAACUUGCGUUUUGUAACAAUUGUGAAUUUUUUAUUACCUUAAACCCUUCAAUACAAAUAUACGUUCAUUGUUCAAUUUAAUCUUCAAAAUCCUUCGACAUUUCUUUUUUCCACUGUAUUUGAUGACUUUUUAAAUUGGGAAGACAUGGUAAUAUAUGUGUC
Molecule: messenger RNA, 2116 nt
Organism: Globicephala melas (long-finned pilot whale)
Lineage: Eukaryota; Metazoa; Chordata; Mammalia; Artiodactyla; Delphinidae
Gene: NKAPL
Product: NFKB activating protein like
Biological process (GO): regulation of gene expression
Cellular component (GO): nucleus
Molecular function (GO): chromatin binding
Source: RefSeq, a predicted model, not a curated record